AUGGCAACUCAAGUGACCACAGAAGUUGUGGAAGGUAAAACUGCAGAUGAUCUGUUUGAAACUUAUUCAAUUGAGGAUGUGAGACAGAUCAUUUCUAACUUGUCAGACGAUAUUACGUCGAAGAAACAACGUUUGAAAUUACUUGUUGGAAAUAAGUAUAGAGAUUUGUUACAUGUUGCAGAUGAUAUUAUUCAAAUGAACGGUGUUACACGCUCUACAAAUGACCUGCUGAUGGAUUUAGCCUUUGCGGACUCUGAUUACAAUUCUAAAAAGCUAUCUAAUUUAUCAACCUUCAAUCAAUCAAUCAGCCAAGAAAAUAUCAGGAAAACACAGAGUUUAAAUAGACCAAAAGUAUUGGGCAACAUCGUUCAUGAUUUAAAUUACACUUUAAUGAUCUUGAAACAUAAAAUAGCUACGGAGGUAUCUAAGCAUGAGUCUUCAACGAGAGAUUGUUCAGACCUAAGUACCAAAUUAAAAGAUUAUGAUAACGACUUUAGUCAAACCAUACCAAAAAAAAUGUCGGACGAACUUGUGACUGUUGCCAAACAAAUUUACUUGAUCCACUAUUUUUUCAAAACCGAAAUGUCGAUACAUAGGGAUUCGUUUGCUAUUAUUAAAUACAAACAGUUACUUCAAGAAUUUACCAACCUAAUAAAGAAUCACUUGACAAGGAUCAAUCAUGAGUCCGACUCAGACUUUUUCGUAAAUUUGUCUAUUUCCUAUAUGAUAUCCAAUAGAGUGAGUUUACAGGAGUCAAUUGAUUGGAUAUUAAAUGCUAGAUUAGAAUUUUUAACUGACAUUGCAGGUACUGCCCUCCCAUUGAAAGAGAUUUUGAAAUAUGUAUAUAUGACUUUGGAGUAUGUCGAUGCUUUCAAAUCAAGAAUUCCUGUUUUAAUAGCUAAAUUGCAAACCACAACUAGUAAUUCAGAUUGGAUUUGCCAGACCUCUUUUAGAAAAUGGGUCAAAUGGCUUAGACCCAUUCAAGAUAGUGAGCCGAAUAAAAAAGUGAGUACUCUACUUUACGAUUUUGACUACGAGAUAGGUACACUUAGUAGAGAUACAUACGAAAACAGCAUCAUGCAGUGGAAAAAUAAAGUUGCCUCAUUUAUAUUCAAUAAUUUAACCUCUAAAUUCCAUAAAUCUUGCGAAAAUUUAAAUGAUUUAGUUCUUUUACUGCAGAAUGUACUAAUUUCAUUCAAAUAUUUCACUUCUCUGACUGAUUUAUUGGUUGGAAGCAGUAACAUCGUGGAUCAAGUUAUCAAUGAAUGGGGCAAUCUCUAUAUUAGACAACUCAGGAUUCAACUAAGUGGGUUUGACAAAAUCAAAGACAGAGUUGUUUCAACCUUCAGAGACAGUAGUUUGAUAAAUAAUAUUAUGAAAGAGUCCAAAGAAAACAUACUGUAUGAGUUUAGUAUAGAUUUUGCCGUUAGUUCUUUGAUAGAUUUAUCGGGACACCGGAAUGGGCCAGAUGAAGCUCUUCAGCUGCUCGAUGUUUUUAUAUUGGACACAAAAUCAAUCUUAAGCUCCAUUGAGUUACUGAAUACUCUGAGUAUUGAAAUUUUGAAGCCUGUUCUUUCGAUAGAUGAUACUGAUGAUGAUGAAUACUGGGGAAAAAUUUCAUCUAAAGUAAAGAUACAAUUAAGUGACUCAAUUAAAGAAAGCGCCUCUAUUCUUAGCCAAUGUAUCAAUAGGUUUUAUGAUGAACUUUCGAAGCUCAUCAAAAAUGGUUCUAGUACUGUCAAUAACGAAAAUAUAUUCUAUAUUGUGCAUGUUUUAGUACAACUAGAGCAAAAACUCCAAUUGAAGGAAAUUUACAACACACUUAGUAAGGCUGUAGGUUUCACAUUAGGUGAAGAGCCUCAGUUGGGAUGCCUUAUCGAGCCACUUUUGGAGGAUUGCUUUGAAACCAUAGUUCAAUCAAUUUACAAAACAAGUUACAAAACUCGGUUUGAAACAGUAUUUAUUGAAAGGUUCCAAAACGAAGAAACAAAUUGUCCUGAAAUGUUGUUGUGGGACGUAUUUGAUAAUAAAAAAUUCCCCACUGUACCAUCGACAGAGGCUUCGUCAUUGUUACUUCAACUUUGUUUCGAUGUUACCAACUUCAACGGCUUAAGAUACUCCAAAUAUUUUUCGUUACCCUCCUUUGAGAGGGCACGGAAAGCCAUAUUGUAUCAGUUGAUUGACGCUUUAAAAGAGUCGAUGGAAGGGUUAACUGGAGCCGUUAACCGAGAUUCUUUGCUUCUAGCAUUUUCAGAUUAUACAUUUAUUCGUUCAUUGAUAAAUAUUAACGAACUACCACACGUUCCCACAAUAGACAAUAAGUUUGUUAAGUUAGAUUCGAUAUUUUCCGAUCCAGAGUAUUGUGCAAAGAUUGAAGCUGCUAUUGUCGACAAUAUGAGAACCCAAUAUUUAAUGUACUACCCUUUUUCUGUUUGA
Messenger RNA from Pichia kudriavzevii, 2436 nucleotides. RefSeq lists its product as uncharacterized. The record is from RefSeq and is a predicted model, not a curated record. The transcript has a single exon. The coding region runs from base 1 to 2436 and encodes 811 amino acids. Gene Ontology annotation, cellular component: Golgi apparatus; COG complex. Lineage: Eukaryota; Fungi; Ascomycota; Pichiomycetes; Pichiales; Pichiaceae. Gene Ontology annotation, biological process: intra-Golgi vesicle-mediated transport.